This is a messenger RNA of Alexandromys fortis (reed vole), 1874 nucleotides long. It is a transcript of the gene Fam53a, whose product is annotated as family with sequence similarity 53 member A. The record is from RefSeq and is a predicted model, not a curated record. Bases 480 to 1664 code for a protein of 394 amino acids. Gene Ontology annotation, cellular component: nucleus. NCBI's taxonomy places the organism in Eukaryota, Metazoa, Chordata, Mammalia, Rodentia, Cricetidae. The transcript has 5 exons. Gene Ontology annotation, biological process: protein import into nucleus.
GCGCGCUGCCACUUGUUGAAUCACUUCUCGUGUCGAUAUUGAGACCUGUUGUCGCCAUGCUGAGCCUGUGGGCCCUUGAGCCCACUGUUUCUGGGACUCAAUGAUUGUUAUUCUGUACUCAGGAAGCAGGAAGUUUGACGAGAUAGGAUGGUCCCUUAAGGGAAUCAAUCCUAAGAGCAGAUACUUCUCAAGGACCCGUGGAAGGUGACUUGGAAGUGUAUUCCGAAGGGAAUGUAAGCCCCUUGAAGACUUCCUGUGAGUGGAGGAUGGAAUGUGAGGUGUAGACAGUGCAUGUUGCCGCUCCUUAUUGGCUACUAACUUUAGACACAGCCCUGAUGAGUCCAUGGAAAUGGGUCAGCAAAGUUAAGUCAGAGCUAUAACCCUGAGUUUUAGCUCAGACCUGAUGACUUGAGCCUGCUGAUGUCCAGUGUUCUGGAAAUUCAGUGCCCAUAGAUGUGGACCAAGGAAGAGCCCCGGCCAUGGUCACUCUUAUCACAGAGAAGCUGCAGAACCAGAGUUUGGAUGACCUUACCCGAAGGGCCCGUGAGGCUGGCCCGUAUUCUGCUGAGAAACUGAACAAAAGUGGCCAUUUGUUCCCUUUGGAGAUUGGCGUGGACAAAAGUCCCUGGAAGGCCUUACAUGGAGGAUGGCCCAUUGGAAGCCAGGUGGCCUCAGGCCCUUUCCCAUUAGGCCCACUUGGUGUGUCUCACAACGAAGGUCUCAAAUGGCAGCUGGCAUCUCCAGGGCCUAUGAAUGUGGGCAGCUUCUUGGACCUCCGUGAGAGCACAGGGCCACCUGCAGCACCACCAACCAAGCGACACUGCCGGUCCCUGUCGGAACCAGAGGAGCUGGCUCGAUGCCGCUCCCCAUGGCGCCCUGGCAGCUCCAAGGUGUGGACUCCCAUCUCUAAGAGGAGGUGCAACAGUGGUGGGAGCGCCACCCUGCAGUGCUGCAGCGCUCUCGGGAGCCCUGCCCUGCAGGGGCGUUCAGGCCUGCCCAGGAGUUCUGUGUCACCGCCGACGCCCCGGCCAGCUUCAGCCAGCAGUGGCUUUGUGGAUGUCAGUGAGGGCAGCGCAAGCUCAGGUCCGCCUUGGCUUUCUGCAGGACCCUGCCCAUUUUCCUCCAGGCGCCGACUGUCUCUCUCACAAGAGCACCUUGUAGAUGCGAACACUUGCCUGCCUUCAGCUAGCAGCACCCCCACAUCCACACCUGAGCUAGGCCGACACCAUGGCCUGCUCCGGUGCCGCUCACAGCCUUGUGUGUUGGAUGGGAGGAGGGUCCGGCGCAAGCGGAGACGGGAGGAGGAUGCCAGGUGGACACGGCCAUCCUUGGACUUUCUGAAAAUGACACGGACUUUAAAAAACUCAAAGAGCCUUUGCUCCCUGGACUAUGAAGAUGAUGAGGACGAUACCCAGGCGAAGACUGUUGUGUCCUCCCCGUGUAACUCUCAGGGCCUUGUGGGCAUCAUCACACCUGGCUCCAGCCCAAGGAUCCCUAGACCUGGCCCAACCAGCCCCAGUGCCUGGGCUUCAGAGGAGCCAGAGGCCAGCACAGGAGAGGGUGGGAGCAGUGGGGAGCCCAGUGACUGGGACAGUGCAGGAGAGGAGGGUGUCUUCCCACUGGACCACAACGACCUGGACCUGGAGCAGAUCGAGAACAACUGAAUUUUGACUGAGCGUAGUUACUGUCUUGUCACCUUGGUGCCUGACCAGUGGAAAUAACUUGUGUGUUAUUUUGAAAAUUGAGGCGUAAUUUUGAUUCAGUUUUUCCUAAAGAAGUAUUUUGCAUUUUUAUGGCUUCUAUAGUUUGGGAGAGCUUCUCUAUUUUGAAAUGGGUUUUCAGAGGGCAUUGUAUUAAACAUGGUUCUGCCUAGA